UUGUGCAACUUUUAUGAUCUGUUCCAUGACGUAAUAAAAUACAUACCCGCCUAUUAAAUAUCUAAGUAAGCACGUACAAUCGUCUACUUGGAAAAGCAAUUGUUCUCUGGAUCAUCUUCGUGGCACCGGGCUUUCCUGAGAGUCCUACAGUACCUACCUAGGUACAGUAACUUCAAGAUUCUGUUUCAUUCAAAGGGUCCGUAUAACUAGUAUGACACAAUUGCGUUUGACACGGUUAUUUUUAGUCAUCGUCGAUGGCGUAUCCGUUGGCCAAUGAAUAUUCCAUGUCUAUACUCCACCGAGAUAAUAAUUUUUUUCCACCAAAAUCUCAUAUUGCCCUGGGCUGUGGCUCAAUAAUAACAUCCCAAACUAAAAUGAUAUAAAAACUUGCAGCUUGAUUGAAUAGCUGGGUAUCGCAGUGUUGGAAUCAUGGUUUCGAGCGCGCGAGAAGACGAAGUCGCUUGCAAUGGUGGCUCGGAGACUACACCGCUACUAUCGGAUUCGCAGCCUUUGGAAUCUACAGCUAGAGAUAGCUGGAAAUCAGAAUUAUGGCUGUUAUCACAGUACUCCGUCCCUCUUAUCGCAACCUAUCUUCUUCAAUAUUCCUAUAGCGUCAUCACGACCUUCGUCGCAGGCCAUCUUGGGGCAGAUGAGCUUGCUGCUGCCAGUAUAGGAAUGACCACAAUGAACAUUGUCGGUUUUGCUACUAUUGAAGGAAUGGCCACUGCUCUGGACACACUGUGCGCUCAAGCAUACGGCUCGGGUAAUCUUACCGGAGUUGGAUUGCAUGUUCAGAAAAUGCUGCUUCUCAUGGGUUUAGCUAUCAUCCCGAUCGGUGCUAUCUGGGUAUAUUCCCCGUGGCUAUUAUCGCUCUUCGUGCGACAAGAACAUCUGGCUGUUAUGGCUGGUUCGUUCCUGCGGGUUAGCUUGGUUGGUUUACCUGGUUACGCAUCAUUUGAAGCGGGCAAGCGAUUCCUUCAAGCUCAGGGAGAUUUUAAAGGUGCUAUGAUUGCCAUUCUUCUAUGUGCACCCGUAAACGCCCUACUCAGUUGGUUCUUAGCAUUCAAGUGGGGAAUGGGGCUUGAUGGCGCUGCACUGGGAGUUGCUCUAUCUAAUAAUCUCCGCCCUCUAUUCCUUCUCUUCUACAUAAUGUUGCCAAUAGGGAAAUGGUCGCAUCAAUGCUGGGGAGGGUUCUCACGGGAUGCAUUCGCCAAUUGGGGACCGAUGGUGCGACUCUCUGUUGCAGGUUUUGCGGUGAAUUUGGGGGAAUGGGCCGCUGUUGAAAUCGUAACAUUCAGCACUUCCUAUCUCAGCACGAACCAUUUGGCGGCACAGUCGAUUUUGAUGACAAUUUCGAUUGUAUCAUGGCACAUCCCCUUUUCGCUGAGUGUCGCCAUUAGUACGCGUAUCGGUCAUCUCAUUGGGGCCGGACUUCUUCCAACUGCUCGACGUGCUGCUGUUCUUUAUGCUGUGGUCACGGCGCUGGUUGGGACCGUUGAUGGCUUUAUAAUAUUUGCUCUGAGGAACCAACUCCCACAGUUCUUCUCUGAAGACAAGGCCGUUUAUGAUCUUGCUUCCAAGACCAUCCUUACAGUCGGCGUAUUCCAAAUUAUAGAUGCUAUUAUAUGCUGUACUAAUGGCUUGCUUCGCGGUCUCGGACGCCAAUCCGUGGCCGCUUGGGUAGUUUUCGCUGUCAACUAUCUAGGCGCCGUCCCUUUGGCAAUAUGGUUAGAGUUGGGUUCUCCGGCCUGGGAAUUAAAUGGUGUGUGGAUUGGUCUUGGUUGUGGUAUGGUAUUAAUUGCUACUAUCGAGGGGCUUUAUAUGAAGGCCUUAAGAUGGCAGGAUUGCGUCGCAAGUGUGAAGUUGAGGGAAGGCUUGUAGCUGAAGACCUCAGCGUACCAUCUAGUCCCAUCACGAAAUAUCAAGCGGUUGCCUUGAUGUGGAAAGAGAGUCGAACGCAAUUGGACGCCUGUCAAAAUCCUAAAGCCGAUGCGACGAAAAGGAUUCAUUUUUUCAUGUGCCGGAUGCAAUGCGACUCCGGAUAUAUUGUCGGAUAGACGCAUCGACGGCCCUGUA
Hypoxylon trugodes is the source of this 2076-nucleotide messenger RNA. RefSeq names its product MATE efflux family protein. The transcript has a single exon. Bases 430 to 1881 code for a protein of 483 amino acids. Gene Ontology annotation, biological process: xenobiotic detoxification by transmembrane export across the plasma membrane. Gene Ontology annotation, molecular function: xenobiotic transmembrane transporter activity; antiporter activity. The record is from RefSeq and is a predicted model, not a curated record. NCBI's taxonomy places the organism in Eukaryota, Fungi, Ascomycota, Sordariomycetes, Xylariales, Hypoxylaceae. Gene Ontology annotation, cellular component: membrane.